AUGAGCCAUCAAACUGGAGGUGACGUGCAGGAUGAUCGUAAAGACGCAGACCAACCUCUCUUGAAGAUUCAAGCCCUCUUAGAGGAGAUGUUCUCAGACAGUCAUCUGGCAGAGGACGGCUUCCUCCUCAAACAUGUGCAGAAAAACCGGCAGGGCUACGUCAGUCUCAAGCUCCUGACCUCCUGGAAAAAGAUAAAGGCCGUGACCACAAACUGGCACAUGAUUCUGGCUGCAGCGGUGAAGUCAGACCUCCUGGAGCUGAACACUGAAUGCACUAAAGUGAGGCGCAAACAGCCGCUUCCCAAAUGGCUGCAGCGUUCCCCCACCACAAGGCUUCUCCUCGCCUGGAACAUCACUGAAGGCCAGCGUGGAGAACGUGAGGCGGCCCAAGGCCUCGGGCACGCCGCUCUCUCUGAACGCAUCCUGCAGAGGUUCAAGGUUCACGGCGACGUCUCAUCAGUCUGGAUCCUGCAUCCCGGGGAAGAGCUUCCGAAGCAGCUGCAGUGCUACGCCAAAAAUCACAAGGAACUUGGACUAUAUUUAUGCGCGGUAGUCAAGUUUGAUAGCUUGGAGGCUACGCGUCAGGCCUGGAACGCCCUGGGAGCAGAAGACCAGAGCCGUGAUGAGAAGGACAUGUGUCUAGUGCCUUUGGGAUUCUGGCAAAAACAUCAAAUUAUCAAUAAUCAACCCUCAGAAGACCAAAACAACAACCAGUCUGGAGAGGGGACAUCACCUAAAGAGAACCCUAUUGGCGGCUCUGGGGUCGUCAUCCAACCAGAGGUUGAUCACUGCCGACGGACGCUGGGAAACUUCUUACCCCAAGCCGGUGACUUUCAGCCUGUGAACCACAAGACCAAGUGCUGCCCAUGGGUGCUCAUGCACAAAUUCGAAGCCACUGUAUUAAAAGCCAAGAUGGCCGCGCACCCAACCGUACGCUCCUCCAUCCUGAGAGUUCUGCGUCAGCCUUUCGGGCCUGAUGGGACCAGGGGGUUUCGAGGCCGAGGGAUGCCGCUGCAGCCCAAAGUGUUCAACUCCCUGGGAUAA
Salarias fasciatus (jewelled blenny) is the source of this 1044-nucleotide messenger RNA. RefSeq names its product la-related protein 6-like. The record is from RefSeq and is a predicted model, not a curated record. The transcript is spliced from 3 exons. NCBI's taxonomy places the organism in Eukaryota, Metazoa, Chordata, Actinopteri, Blenniiformes, Blenniidae. Gene Ontology annotation, cellular component: nucleus. Gene Ontology annotation, molecular function: mRNA binding. Bases 1 to 1044 code for a protein of 347 amino acids.